Dunckerocampus dactyliophorus (ringed pipefish) is the source of this 2527-nucleotide messenger RNA. It is a transcript of the gene pold2, whose product is annotated as polymerase (DNA directed), delta 2, regulatory subunit. The transcript has 11 exons. Gene Ontology annotation, biological process: DNA replication; DNA strand elongation involved in DNA replication. Gene Ontology annotation, cellular component: delta DNA polymerase complex. The record is from RefSeq and is a predicted model, not a curated record. Gene Ontology annotation, molecular function: DNA binding. NCBI's taxonomy places the organism in Eukaryota, Metazoa, Chordata, Actinopteri, Syngnathiformes, Syngnathidae. Bases 479 to 1891 code for a protein of 470 amino acids.
UGAGAUCACACAUGAGCCCGGAAACACAUCCUAAUGGAGAUGUUUGAAACAGAAGAGUGUCUUCAGUUACGCCACCAUACUAAAUAGUGGGUUGCAGCGGGUUAUUGUUGUACGGCGAUUUGCAGAGUGGUAUAGAACUGUACUUGAGCAUACGGAGAGAUGGAUUAGUUUAUAAUUAUUAAAGGCAAGGGCUACUACAAGACCACAUUCAUACAUAACAACCUAUAAAAACAUUGCCAUAUCUAAUCGGGAAUUUCCAGUGGUUUAUCGGUCAACGAAGCUAACGUCACUUUUUAAUCUAUCGGUCGCAGUGAGGGUUACUCUUUCACUGUGACAGAACAUCUUUGGCAGAGCGGGGAUUUCGCGGGAAGUAGUUGUAAAUGCGCAGUUUGAAAAAACAUUUGAUGAACACUUUUAACAUUUAAUUUAACUCUUGGUGUUUGAAGCAACCAUUUAAAGAGGACCAGAUAGGAUCAUCAUGUUCUCCGAUCUGAGCGCUCCAAGAGACGGCUCCUCUCUACUAUGCCGCCCAGCAGAGGACCAGGCCCCCGUGUUUGAGAGGUCUUCCCCGGCCUACAGCUCCCACUCUGAGCGCUUUGGAGUCGGGGAUCGCAGCUUCAAUCGCCAGUAUGCUCAUAUUUAUGCAGCACGACUCAUGCAGAUGACACCUUUGCUCACUGAAAAAGCCCAACAAAAGUGGGGAUCGGAUGUACUCGUCCGGAAACUGUGUGAUCUUCAGACAGGAGAACAGUGUUGCAUUGUGGGAACGUUGUUCAAGCGGAUGGACUUGCAGCCAUCCAUUCUAAAAGAGAUCAGUGAGGAGCACAACCUGCUGCCCCAUCCUCCCCGAGCUAAAUAUGUCAGUGACACUGACGAGCUGAUCCUGGAGGACGAGCUCCAGAGAAUCAAACUGGAAGGCAAAAUUGAGAGAGAUAAGUGUGUGACAGGUAGCGUCAUUGCAGUAUUUGGAGCAGAGAGAAAUGAUGGCAAGUUCACGGUGGAGGACUUCUGCACAGCUGAUCUUCCUUUGCAGACUGUAAGACCUGCUCUCAGCACAGAUAGAUUCGUGCUGCUGGUCUCAGGGCUCGGUCUCGGCAGUAGUCAUGCUGACAGCAUGCUAGGACUACAGCUGCUGGUUGACAUGGUAACGGGUCAGCUCGGUGACCAGGGGGAGCAGAGUGUGGCAGCAACAAUCUCAAGGGUGUUGAUGGCGGGAAACCUCCUAAGUGAAAGCACACAGGAUAAGGAUGCCUCAACCAAGGCCAAAUACCUGACAAAGAAGACUCAAGCUGGCAGUGUGGAGGCCAUCCGCUUGUUGGAUGAGCUGCUGCUACAGCUUGUGACAUCGGUCCCAGUGGAUGUGAUGCCCGGCCAGUGCGACCCCACCAACUACACGCUGCCUCAGCAGCCUCUGCACCGCUGCAUGUUCCCCUUGUCCUCAGUCUACCCCACACUGCAGCUGUCCUCUAACCCGUACCAGGCCACUGUGGAUGGAGUGAGGUUUCUGGGCACCUCGGGUCAGAAUGUCAGCGACAUUGAGCAGUACAGCAGCAUGAACAGUCACCUGGAGAUCCUGGAGGAAACACUGCGACUGCGCCACCUCGCUCCAACAGCACCGGAUACCCUCGGUUGUUACCCAUUUUAUAUGAAAGAUCCAUUCAUCUUGGAAGAGUGUCCCCAUGUUUACUUUAGUGGAAACGCCCCCGCCUUUGACUCAAAGCUUCUUACAGGUCCUGAUGGCCAAGAAGUCCUCUUGGUCACCGUCCCAAAGUUCAGCAGCACCCAAACAGCAUGCCUUGUCAACUUACGCACUCUUGCAUGUGAGCCAGUCAGUUUCUCUGCCUUUUCCGCUGGCGAUGACGAGGAGAGCGAGAUGAACAUCAGCCACUGAGGGUUCCGUAUACCAUAAGACCUUUUAAAAUUGGCAAGCAUAUUCAGUCGGUGAGACAGCAUUAUACAAGGUUUACUUGGUAAUAUGACAUCUGCAUCCUUUAAAGAUGCGUUAGAAGUGGCUGACAUUUGAAAAUAUAUUCCUUACACAUGCUGUAUGUAUGAGGAGCCGCUUUCAGACUUCAGUUAAUGUAAAGCACAGUAUUUUGUUUUGUGAAGACAGUGUAAAUAAUUACAUCUGGUGUAAAAACAAAUCUUUUUUUUAAUGUGCAUCUGCAAUAAAAUUCAUGUAUAAAAAGACUUAAUAUUGUGUCAGAGAGAUCCAGCAUGAACAAUCCAACUGAAAAAGAUGCUUAAUUUUCAGUGAAGAAUUUUCAAGUGUUACAGUAUACAAUUAUUAAAGUUAAAGAAAGUUACAGACGUGACUGAAAAUUGUUUUACAUUAGACACAAAAGCCAUGUUCAAACCAAGCAGUACAGUUUGUCACUUUGGGGCAGUACAAUCUUCUUUUUGCAUGUUCUUUGCAAAGAAUUGGUGAAGGGCAAGGUUGGAUACCAACAGAUGUGAUAUGGUGCGCUACAAUAAUGGUCGGUUAGACACUUAAUCGUAGCUAAAUAUAUAAAAAAUACUCUGGAAU